AUGGGCUCGCGCAGCUCCCACGCUGCGCUCAUUCCCGACGUGGACCACAUUCGCAGAGAGACCGGCUUCUCGCAAGCCAGCCUGCUCCGUCUCUACCACCGGUUCCAAGCCCUGGACAGGGAGGAAAAGGGCUACUUGAGCCGCCUAGACCUCCAGCAGAUCGGGGCCCUGGCUGUGAACCCCCUGGGGGACCGCAUUAUAGACAGCUUCUUCCCCAACGGGAGUCAGAGAGUGGAUUUCGCAGGCUUUGCCAGGGUCCUGGCUCAUUUUCGACCUGUAGAUGAGGAAGAUGCAACAAUCCGAGACCCCAAGCAACCUGAACCCCUAAACAGCAGAAUGAACAAACUGCGCUUUGCAUUUCAGCUCUACGAUCUGGAUCGUGAUGGGAAGAUCUCCAGGAAUGAAAUGCUACAGGUUCUCCGGCUGAUGGUUGGAGUUCAGGUGACGGAUGAGCAGUUGGAGAGCAUCACAGACCGCACAGUGCAGGAAGCUGAUGAAGACGGUGAUGGGGCAGUGUCCUUCAUGGAGUUCACCAAGUCCUUAGAGAAGAUGAACAUCGAACAAAAAAUGAGCAUCCGGAUCCUGAAGUGA
Messenger RNA from Cricetulus griseus (Chinese hamster), 591 nucleotides. Lineage: Eukaryota; Metazoa; Chordata; Mammalia; Rodentia; Cricetidae. The record is from RefSeq and is a predicted model, not a curated record.